AUACUAUCUAUUGCCGUCACUACAGUCGUUUUUCGUUUCGUCAAAAAGCCGCCAUUUUUUGGCAUAUCUUCAUCUGCGCUGUCUACUUUUUAAAUAGGAUAUAAAAAUAAAAACAAUUGUUUAACAUUAAUCAUAUUAUCAACACAAUAAUGGAUGACGAUUGGGAUGAAAACUGUGAUGUUGUUCAGCCACAACAUCAGCCAACAAUACAGAACAACUUUAGCAAUUAUGAUGUAGAUGAAGGUCACAGUUUGUCCAGAGGAAGGGGAUUCCCCACAUUUAUAGAAGAAAAUGAUUUCAAUAAGGGCAGCAAUAGUUUUGAAGAACGAAGAGGCAGGGGAGGUUAUGGUUACGAUCGGGGUGGACGUGGCCGAGGUGGUCGAGGUACACGUGGAGGUGGAAGAGAUAGAGGCUAUGAAAAUGGAGGUGAUAACUUUGAUGAUGGCGAAAGGGGUGAGAGACACGAGAGGGGUGAGCGUGGGCGUGGUAGGGGAAGAGGGCGCGGGGGGAGGGGCUUCAGACCAACCGGAGAUGGCGGGGGGGAAACAAACGAAGAGGCUGGAGAUGAUAAGAAAACCCCUGUAACAUAUGUGCCACCAGAGCCAACUGAAAACGAAGACGAGAUAUUUAGCAGCACAAUAAGUUCCGGCAUCAAUUUUGAUAAGUUCGAUUGUAUUGCGGUUAAAGUGACUGGAGAGAAUCCGCCACGAGCGAUCGAGAGCUUUGAAACUGCUAAUCUGCGGAAUUAUGUAUUAAACAACAUUCUAAAGUCGGGAUAUAAAAAACCUACGCCAAUACAGAAACAUGCUAUACCGAUCAUCAUGAAUGGAAGAGAUUUGAUGGGCUGCGCUCAAACUGGUUCUGGGAAAACUGCGGCGUUUCUUCUUCCUAUUAUAAAUACUCUCUUACAAGAUCUUCGUGAACUGGUGGUCGGUCCAAACGGAUGUGCGCAGCCUCAGGUUGUAAUAGUAGCCCCUACUCGUGAAUUGACAAUACAAAUAUUUAACGAGGCCAGGAAAUUCUCUUACGGAUCCAUUUUAAAGAUCGCCGUGGCAUAUGGCGGUACGGCUGUAAGACAUCAAGGGGAUAAUAUAUCUCGUGGAUGCCACAUCCUGGUAGCUACACCUGGUAGACUUCACGAUUUUGUUGAUCGUAACCGCGUGUCGUUCGACAGCGUGCGAUUUGUAGUACUGGACGAGGCUGAUCGUAUGUUGGAUAUGGGAUUUAUGCCCAGUGUUGAGAAGAUGAUGGACCAUCCCACCAUGGUUAACAUAACAGAACGUCAAACCCUUAUGUUUUCGGCCACAUUUCCUGAAGAUAUCCAACAUUUGGCCGGACGUUUCCUUAAUAACUAUCUUUUUGUGGCCGUGGGAGUUGUCGGCGGCGCCAGUACGGAUGUUGAACAAAUAUUCCAUCAAGUUAUUAAGUACGAAAAGCAAAAUACUCUAAAGAAACUCAUUGAAGAAAAUGAUGGCAAACGCAUCCUUGUAUUUGUCGAAACGAAGCGGAAUGCGGAUUUCAUAGCAGCUAUGUUGUCUGAACAACAGAUGCUCACAUCUUCCAUACAUGGUGACAGAAUGCAGAGGGAGAGAGAGGAAGCCUUGCAUAAUUUCAAAAGUGGCAGGCAUUUUAUAUUAGUAGCUACUGCGGUUGCUGCAAGAGGAUUAGAUAUAAAAAAUGUGGAUAUAGUCGUGAAUUACGACCUCCCUAAAAGUAUAGACGAGUAUGUACACAGAAUCGGCAGGACCGGUCGUGUUGGCAACAGAGGGAAGGCUGUGUCGUUCUUUGAUUCCGAUCAAGAUAUUUCAUUAGCAGCCGAUCUGGCAAAGAUCCUCCGACAAGCGGAACAGCCAGUACCUGACUUCUUACAGCGUGGUGGUAUCGCUACCUAUAAGGGCAACAAAUAUGGCGGCAGCGAUAUUAGGAACUUUAACAAUGCAAGCACAACUGUUGAUCAAGGUCAAGAGCCCGAUGAGGAGUGGUAAAUUUGACAGUCUUCAUAUAUAAAUGUUUACCCACAUUAAAUGUGCAACUUUUGGGUAAUAGAUGUCAGAGCUAUGGACAUAUAUAACAUGAGGUAGAGGCAUCUAAUUAUAACUUAAUAAGUCCUCAAAUCAUUUCCUAUUAAGUAUACAUACCUAUAUGUAUGACCUCCCUUGAUAAGGGAUUAUUAAUGUACAAUUGUAGCCACUGUAUUUAUAAAAAUGUCAUUUAAAAAUAUGACAAUAAUUAUAAAUAGUUGACUAUCACAAAAAUCAAGUUCAAAUUAUAUAGUGUUUGUUUGUUUAUGUUAAACCAGUGAUGUGCUUCUACCUUAAUGAAAACUUUUUUUAUAUAAGCAUUACAAAAGACUGUAAUUAAUUUGUUAUAAGUAGAGAUAUAACUCACUUAGUUCAUUCAUUGAUUCCAUUUAAAAUUUCUGUUGCACAAUCCCAUUGAUUUGCAACCAACCAUUUGAUUGUACUUAAGUUCAUAGUGUUACAAAAAAAAUUAUAUGUUUUAGUUUUCCUACAUAAGUGUUGAUUUAAGCUUUGUUUUUCUAAUUAAUAGUUGCAUCUAAAUUACAUCAAAGAACAGUAAUUUUUUUGCAAUAUAAUAUAAUCUGUGAUUUUAAUAUUAAAGUUGCUCAGUUAAAAUUUUAACAUAGUUACACAUGAGAAUGUUUUGAAAACUGUAUUUCAGAUUUUCUACAUUCAUCUCGUGUUUGACCUACAGUUGUUUUUGAUUAAGAAUCUCGUGUUAUGUGUACACCGUUAAUUAUCAUUUAUUAUUUUCAUAAACACGCUACCAUUAAACUUAUCUGUAAGAUACAUCAAAAAUAUUUUGCUUUAUAUCUGGUUUGCAAAUUCAAAACAUAAUUUUUUUAAGAAUAAUUUUUAUUCUGUGAUGAUUAUUUUAAGUAGAAUAGUUUGAACUAUUGCAAAAUUAAUUAAGUCCUAAAUGUUACCUAGAUAACAUUAAAAAUAAACAUUUUCACUAUGAUUAUAUAUACAUAUAUAUAUAUAUAUAUAUAUAUAUGUCUAAAUUAGAUUAUGCAGGGUAUAAAACUUAUUUGAAACAAAUUAAGAUUAAUUAAUGUCAGAAGGUACAAAGAAUGUGUAACUGUGUAUGAAGUGAUUGACUCAAGACCAAUUUUAGUUUGUAAGUUCGCUUGUUUCUGUUAAACUCCAUGAAUAAAUAUAAGUAUGAUUUAAAA
This is a messenger RNA of Danaus plexippus (monarch butterfly), 3196 nucleotides long. It is a transcript of the gene Vlg, whose product is annotated as ATP-dependent RNA helicase vasa. Bases 150 to 1985 code for a protein of 611 amino acids. NCBI's taxonomy places the organism in Eukaryota, Metazoa, Arthropoda, Insecta, Lepidoptera, Nymphalidae. Gene Ontology annotation, biological process: cell differentiation; gamete generation. The transcript has 14 exons. The record is from RefSeq and is a predicted model, not a curated record. Gene Ontology annotation, molecular function: RNA helicase activity; RNA binding; ATP binding. Gene Ontology annotation, cellular component: nucleus; P granule.